Molecule: messenger RNA, 1629 nt
Organism: Procambarus clarkii (red swamp crayfish)
Lineage: Eukaryota; Metazoa; Arthropoda; Malacostraca; Decapoda; Cambaridae
Product: spidroin-2-like
Source: RefSeq, a predicted model, not a curated record
AUGGAAGAAAGAGAAAAUUCAAGGCCCAUGAAAGAUAGUGGUGAAAGUCCACCUGGUCUUUAUGACAGUGGUGAAAGUCCACCUGGUCUUUAUGACAGUGGUGAAAGUCCACCUGGUCUUUAUGACAGUGGUGAAAGUCCAGCUGGUCUUUAUGACAGUGGUGAAAGUCCAGCUGGUCUUUAUGACAGUGGUGAAAGUCCAGCUGGUCUUUAUGACAGUGGUGAAAGUCCACCUGGUCUUUAUGACAGUGGUGAAAGUCCACCUGGUCUUUAUGACAGUGGUGAAAGUCCACCUGGUCUUUAUGACAGUGGCGAAAGUCCACCUGAUCUUUAUGACAGUGGUGAAAGUCCACCUGGUCUUUAUGACAGUGGUGAAAGUCCAGCUGGUCUUUAUGACAGUGGUGAAAGUCCACCUGGUCUUUAUGACAGUGGUGAAAGUCCAGCUGGUCUUUAUGACAGUGGUGAAAGUCCACCUGGUCUUUAUGACAGUGGUGAAAGUCCAGCUGGUCUUUAUGACAGUGGUGAAAGUCCAGCUGAUCUUUAUGACAGUGGUGAAAGUCCACCUGGUCUUUAUGACAGUGGUGAAAGUCCACCUGGUCUUUAUGACAGUGGUGAAAGUCCUGCUGGUCUUUAUGACAGUGGUGAAAGUCCAGCUGGUCUUUAUGACAGUGGUGAAAGUCCACCUGGUCUUUAUGACAGUGGUGAAAGUCCACCUGGUCUUUAUGACAGUGGCGAAAGUCCAGCUGGUCUUUAUGACAGUGGUGAAAGUCCACCUGGUCUUUAUGACAGUGGUGAAAGUCCACCUGGUCUUUAUGACAGUGGUGAAAGUCCACCUGGUCUUUAUGACAGUGGCGAAAGUCCAGCUGGUCUUUAUGACAGUGGCGAAAGUCCAGCUGGUCUUUAUGACAGUGGUGAAAGUCCAGCUGGUCUUUAUGACAGUGGUGAAAGUCCAGCUGGUCUUUAUGACAGUGGUGAAAGUCCACCUGGUCUUUAUGACAGUGGUGAAAGUCCACCUGGUCUUUAUGACAGUGGUGAAAGUCCACCUGGUCUUUAUGACAGUGGUGAAAGUCCACCUGGUCUUUAUGACAGUGGUGAAAGUCCACCUGGUCUUUAUGACAGUGGUGAAAGUCCACCUGGUCUUUAUGACAGUGGUGAAAGUCCAGCUGGUCUUUAUGACAGUGGUGAAAGUCCAGCUGGUCUUUAUGACAGUGGUGAAAGUCCACCUGGUCUUUAUGACAGUGGUGAAAGUCCAGCUGGUCUUUAUGACAGUGGUGAAAGUCCAGCUGGUCUUUAUGACAGUGGUGAAAGUCCACCUGGUCUUUAUGAGAGUGGUGAAAGUCCACCUGGUCUUUAUGACAGUGGUGAAAGUCCAGCUGGUCUUUAUGACAGUGGUGAAAGUCCACCUGGUCUUUAUGACAGUGGUGAAAGUCCACCUGGUCUUUAUGAGAGUGGUGAAAGUCCACCUGGUCUUUAUGACAGUGGUGAAAGUCCAGCUGGUCUUUAUGACAGUGGUGAAAGUCCAGCUGGUCUUUAUGACAGUGGUGAAAGUCCAGCUGGUCUUUAUGACAGUGGUGAAAGUCUGUCACCACUGUGUUUAGAGGCAAGGGGCCCAGCCCGUCAGCCCUUUUAA